Messenger RNA from Protobothrops mucrosquamatus (brown spotted pit viper), 5294 nucleotides. RefSeq names its product proteasome activator subunit 4 (gene PSME4). Gene Ontology annotation, molecular function: proteasome binding; peptidase activator activity. NCBI's taxonomy places the organism in Eukaryota, Metazoa, Chordata, Lepidosauria, Squamata, Viperidae. The transcript has 44 exons. The record is from RefSeq and is a predicted model, not a curated record. Bases 140 to 5143 code for a protein of 1667 amino acids. Gene Ontology annotation, biological process: proteasomal ubiquitin-independent protein catabolic process. Gene Ontology annotation, cellular component: spermatoproteasome complex; cytosol; nucleus.
UUGGCCCGGCGGCCUCUUCUGGACGAGAAAGCUUUCCACGUAUCUCCGGCUUUAUGGGAGAAAGUUUAGUAAAGAAGAUCACGUUCUUUUCAUUAAGCUGUUGUAUGAACUAGUAACUAUUCCAAAAUUGGAGAUCAGCAUGAUGCAAGGUUUUGCUCGACUUUUAAUAAACUUGCUAAAAAAAAAAGAACUUUUGUCAAGAGAUGAUUUAGAAUUGCCCUGGAGACCACUUUAUGAAAUGCUGGAACGUAUAUUGUAUUCUAAGACAGAACAUCUUGGAUUAAAUUGGUUUCCAAACUCAGUAGAAAGUGUUUUGAAGACUCUUGUGAAAAAUUGUCGACUUUAUUUCCCAGAAAGUGCCACAGCAGAGAUGUUAGAUGAAUGGCGGCCAUUAAUGUGCCCUUUUGAUGUUACCAUGCAAAAAGCUAUCACUUAUUUUGAACUUUUUCUGCCUACCACUCUUCCUCCAGAGUGCCAUCACAAAGGUUUUAAGCUCUGGCUUGAUGAAUUUCUAGGGCUUUGGGUUUCAGUUCAAAAUCUUCCACAAUGGGAAGGGCAUCUAGUCAAUAUUUUUGCACGUUUGGCGACUGAUAACAUAGGUUAUAUCAACUGGGAUCCCUAUAUUCCAAAGAUAUUUACCAGAAUACUGCGAAGCUUGAAUCUUCCAGUGGGAAGCAAUCAGAUGAUGGUUCCACGAUUCCUAACAAAUGCUUAUGACAUAGGGCAUGCAGUUAUGUGGAUCACAGCUAUGAUGGGAGGACCAAGCAAGCUUGUACAAAAGCAUUUGGCUGGAUUAUUCCAAAGUAUUGCAUCUUUCUAUCAUCCCUCAAAUAAUGGUCGCUGGUUGAAUAAGCUAAUGAAGCUACUUCAGCGUCUACCCAGUAAUAUAGUCAGAAGACUGCAUCGUGAACGCUAUAAGAAGAUGAGCUGGCUAAAUCCUGUGCCCGAUAGCCAUAAGCUUACUGAUCAGGACAUAACAGAAUUUGUACAAUGCAUUAUACAACCUGUCCUGCUGGCAAUGUUUAGCAAAACUGGAAGUUUAGAGGCAGCCCAAGCUUUACAGAAUCUUGCACUAAUGCGUCCUGAGUUGGUAAUCCCACCAGUACUUGAAAAAACAUAUCCUGCGCUAGAGACAUUAACAGAACCUCAUCAGCUCACAGCUACAUUAAGUUGUGUAAUUGGUGUAGCUCGUAGCCUGGUAUCUGGGGGCAAGUCAUUUCCUGAAGGUCCAACGCAUAUGUUGCCUCUGUUGAUGAGAGCAUUGCCUGGUGUAGAUCCAAAUGAUUUUAGCAAAUGCAUGGUAGAGAGAGAACUGUGCUCUGCUACUGCUGAAUUUGAAGAUUUUGUACUGCAGUUUAUGGACAGAUGUUUUGGACUUAUAGAAAGCAGCACAUUGGAGCAAACAAGAGAAGAGACUGAAACAGAAAAGAUGACUCAUUUAGAGAGCUUAGUGGAAUUAGGACUAUCUUCUACAUUUAACACAAUCCUCACACAGUGCUCAAAAGAGAUAUUUAAGGUUGCCUUGGAGAAGGUUUUCAAUUUUGCUGUCUCAAAUAUUUUUGAGACAAGAGUGUCUGGUCGAAUGGUGGCUGAUAUGUGCCGAGCUGCAGUGAAAUGCUGUCCAGAGAAGUCUUUGAAGCUUUUUGUACCCCAUUGCUGCAGUGUUAUAACACAUCUUACUCUUAAUGAUGAUGUCUUACAUGAUGAAGAGUUAGAUAAAGAACUCCUCUGGAAUCUUCAACUUUUAUCAGAGAUCACUCGUGUGGAUGGGAAGAAGUUGCUACCAUACAGGGAACAGCUUUUGAAGAUUCUACAACGAACGCUCCAUUUAACCUGUAAGCAGGGUUACAUUCUGUCUUGUAACCUACUGCACCAUCUUCUUCGGUCUACUACGCUUAUCUACCCCACAGAAUACUGCAGUGUGCCAGGUGGUUUUGACAAGCCUCUUUCUGAAUACUUUCCUAUCAAGGAUUGGGGUAAACUUGGUGAUCUACAGAAACUUGAUAUUCAGUGGCACGUUCCUUCAGCCGAAGAAAUUGCUUUUUCUUUUGAAUUGUUGGAUACUUUUCUCCAGCCGGAGGUUGACAAACUGGAGCGGUAUUCAGAUGGAAAUCUUGAAAUGUCCAGAGAUGAUGUUCAGCAGUGUCUUACUAUAGUACACAAUUGCCUUAUUGGAUCUGGAAACAUGUUGCCAUCUCUGAAAGGAGAAAAAGUGGCUCACAUGGUUCCAAGUCUAGUGUCAUUGGAAGAGAUCAAACUUUAUACCGGUGUUGAAUAUGAUUUGUCGAAAGAGAAUUACAGGGAAAGAAUCUGCAAAGUGACAAGAAAACUCCUACACUUUGUACUUGACAACUCGGAGGAUGAUACUAAGUCUUUGUUCCUAAUCAUUAAGAUCAUUGGGGACCUCUUACAUUUCCAAGGUUCACAUAAGCAUGAAUUUGAUUCACGGUGGAAAAGUUUUAACUUGGUGAAGAAAUCAAUGGAGAAUAGGCUUCAAGGCAAGAAACAGCAUAUUAGAGCACUGCUUAUUGACAGAGUCAUGUUGCAGCAUGAGGUCAGGAACAAAGCUCAACAAGCCUUUUUCACAGCUUUGGGGACUUACAACUUUUGUUGCAGAGACAUCAUUCCUUUGGUUUUGGAGUUUUUGAGGCCAGAUGGGUACAGUGUCACCCAGCAACAAUUUAAAGGUGCCUUGUAUUGCCUUCUUGGAAAUCAUAGUGGAGUAUGUCUGGCAAAUCUUCAUGAUUGGGACUGCAUUGUCCAAACCUGGCCUGCAAUUGUCUCUUCUGGACUUAGCAAAGCAAUGUCUCUGGAAAAGCCAUCCAUAGUUAGACUCUUUGAUGACCUUGCAGAGAAAAUCCAUCGGCAGUAUGAAACAAUAGGACUGGAUUUUACUGUCCCAGAGACAUGUACUGAAGUUGCAGUCCUCAUGCAGAAGUCACUGGGUCAAAACAGUGAAUGUACAAGCCUUAGUUCAGAAGAGAUUGAGUUGGGAAUUCAGCGACAGAAAGAAAGGAAUGCCGAGUCCUCUCAAAAUUAUGAAAAUUUGAUAAAUAAACUUCUGGAUUGUGUGAAUCAAAGAAAUCUCCCUUGGAAGUUUGAGCACAUUGGCAUUGGUUUUCUCUCCCUACUUUUAAGGGAUGACAGAGUGCUACCUGUAAGAGCCAUAAAUUUUUUUGUGGAAUGUCUCAAUCAUGAUGUCUUGGUGGUUCGCAAGAUGGCAAUAUCUGCUGUGGCUGGCAUCCUUAAGCAGCUGAAAAGGCCCCAUAAAAAGAUGCUCAUCUGUCCUUUCCAAAUCAGUGGAUCCCCACAGCCUUCUACUAUCCAGGCAGGUGACAGAUCUGAUAACCAAUGGCUGCAUUAUGAGAGUGCUAGUUUACCAAAGACUAAAGAAACUUGGGAAGCCUGCAAUUUUGUGGAAAAAACACAUUGGGGAUACUACACUUGGCCUCAAAAUAUGGAAAUCUAUGCUUCUGCAGAAGAGCAACCAAAACUUGGGAGGAGUAGAAAGGAACUUUCAGAGGCGGAGCAAGUAAUUUAUGAUCACUUUUCUGAUCCUAAUUUUGUUGAGCAGUUAAUCAAGUUUCUUUCUUUAGAAGACAGAAAAGGAAAAGAUAAAUUUAAUCCUCGUAGGUUUUGCCUCUUUAAGGGUCUGUUUAGAAACUUUGAUGAUACCUUCUUACCUGUAUUGAAACCACACUUAGAACGCCUUGCUGAAGAUUCCCAUGAAAGUCCUCAACGCUGUGUGGCUGAAAUUAUAGCUGGUUUGAUAAGAGGGUCUAAACACUGGACAUUUGAAAAGGUGGAGAAUCUCUGGAAAGUUCUCUGUCCACUUCUCAGAACAGCUUUAUCCAAUAUUACAGUAGAAACUUACAAUGACUGGGGAACAUGUAUAGCAACAUCAUGUGAGAGCAGAGAUCCCAGGAAAUUGUACUGGUUGUUUGAAUUGUUACUGGAGUCUCCACUGAAUGGUGAAGGAGGAUCAUUUGUUGAUGCAUGUCGCCUGUAUGUUUUGCAAGGGGGCCUUGCACAACAAGAGUGGCGAGUGCCAGAACUGCUGCACAGAUUGCUGAAAUACCUAGAGCCUAAGCUCACCCAAGUUUAUAAAAAUGUCAGAGAGAGGAUAGGAAGUGUUUUGACAUACAUCUUCAUGAUAGAUAUUUCUUUGCCAAAUACUGCACUAACAAAGUCUCCCCGUGUCCAUGACUUCACUUCUCGAAUACUUGAAAAACUCAAACCCCUUAUGGAAGCGGAUGAAGAAAUUCAGAAUCACGUUAUGGAAGAAAAUGGAGUUGGAGAUGAAGAUGAACGAACUCAGGGCAUUAAACUACUGAAAACUAUUCUAAAGUGGUUGAUGGCAAGUGCAGGGAGAGCUUUUUCUACAGCUGUUACAGAACAGCUUCAGCUUUUGCCAUUGUUUUUCAAGAUUGCGCCUGUAGAAAAUGAUCAUAGCUAUGAUGAAUUGAAGAGAGAUGCUAAAAUGUGCUUAUCAUUAAUGUCUCAGGGAUUACUGUAUCCUCAACAAGUGCCUUUGGUACUUCAGGUGCUAAAACAAAUUGCAAAGAGUAAUUCCUGGCAUUCUAGAUAUACUGUGCUAAUCUACCUCCAGACUAUGGUAUUUUAUAAUCUUUUUAUCUUCUUAAACAAUGAAGAAGCUGUGAACAACAUCAGAUGGCUGGUUAUAAAACUAUUAGAAGAUGAACAGCUUGAGGUGAGAGAGAUGGCUGCUACCACUUUGGGUGGUUUGCUCCAGUGCCACUUCUUGGAGAUUGAUAGCCCUAUGCAGACUCAUUUUGAGCAGCUCUGUAAAAUGAGACUUCCAAAGAAAAGAAAACGAGACCUCAGUACUGUAGUGGAUACCAUUCCCCCUGCAGAUUUAGUUAAACGCCAUGCUGGCGUGCUUGGACUAAGUGCAUGUAUUUUGUCCAGUCCCUAUGAUGUGCCCACAUGGAUGCCUCAACUUUUGAUGGAUCUUAGUGCGCAUCUGAAUGAUCCCCAGCCUAUUGAGAUGACAGUAAAAAAAACAUUGUCCAAUUUCCGGAGAACUCACCAUGAUAACUGGCAGCAGCAUAAGCAACAAUUCACUGAUGACCAGCUGCUUGUCCUUACAGAUCUUUUGGUAUCACCAUGCUAUUAUGCAUAAAAGAGUGAGACUGUGUUGUAAAAUCUGUACCCUUGGGCUAUUUCGGAAUGAUCUUCUUGAUAUCCAGCUUGACAUAGCAAAAUGUCACCUUUCAAACAGUGCCUUGUAAUUUUUAGACUCAUUAAAUGAAACCAAUACUGUCUAGCCUUUU